ACAAAAAAAAAUUAGAGCAAUUCCCUAUUUGAUUUUUCAGAGAACUAGAGAGAAAGAGAAAUUAAGAGAAUGGAAAAAUUAAUUAUAUGUGUUCUUAUAUUGUUAAUGAAUAUGGUCACUACAGAACUCAGAGUAGAAUCUGCUGUUUGGCAGUCAGCUCAUGCAACUUUCUAUGGUGGAAGUGAUGCCUCAGGAACAAUGGGUGGUGCAUGUGGUUAUGGAAAUCUGUACACAGAUGGAUAUGGUAUAAAAUCAGCUGCAUUGAGUACUGCUUUGUUUAAUGAUGGGAAGUCAUGUGGUGGUUGCUAUCAGAUAGUUUGUGAUGCAAGGCAAGUUCCUCAAUGGUGUCUCAGAGGCACUUCCAUCACUAUUACUGCCACAAAUUUUUGUCCACCAAACUUUGCACUCCCUAAUGACAAUGGUGGUUGGUGUAAUCCCCCUAGACCUCACUUUGAUAUGUCUCAACCUGCCUUUCAGACUAUUGCCAAAUACAGAGCUGGAAUUGUUCCCAUUUUGUAUAGGAGAGUUGGGUGCAAAAGAAGUGGAAACAUAAGAUUUACUAUAAAUGGGAGAGACUAUUUUGAGUUGGUUCUUAUAAGUAACGUAGGGGGAGGUGGAGAGAUUUCAAAAGUUUGGAUAAAAGGAUCAAAAAAGAAUAAAUGGGAACCAAUGUCAAUGAAUUGGGGUGCUAAUUGGCAAAGCCUAAGCUAUCUCAAUGGUCAAAGCUUAUCAUUUAGAAUUCAACUCAAAAAUGGGAAGACUCGUACAGCUAUUAAUGUUGCACCUUCCAACUGGAGAUUUGGCCAGUCUUACAAAAGUAACGUUCAGUUCUGAACUUAAUGGGAGCAACACAUAAAUUAUACUGUAUGAUAUAAUUUUUGGUAUAAUAUUAUGAUACCACUUUUUAUUAUUGUGCAUUCUUAUAUUUUGGUCCUUUAUGUAACAUUAACAGUCAUUAGAUAUGGUGCUAAUGUCUUCUAAGGAAUUAUUCCAAGUGGUUGUUUGUGGCUCAGCAAUAUAUUUUAUUAUUUGCGAUGAAGCCCCCGCCAACUUUGGUAUAGUAAUAUUGUAUGUAAUCCGAAUCAUAUACAUAUUUAAAUAAUUUUCUGCA
This is a messenger RNA of Medicago truncatula (barrel medic), 1111 nucleotides long. Its product is annotated as putative expansin-A17. Gene Ontology annotation, cellular component: extracellular region. Gene Ontology annotation, biological process: plant-type cell wall organization. NCBI's taxonomy places the organism in Eukaryota, Viridiplantae, Streptophyta, Magnoliopsida, Fabales, Fabaceae. The coding region runs from base 70 to 834 and encodes 254 amino acids. The transcript is spliced from 3 exons. The record is from RefSeq and is a predicted model, not a curated record.